CUCCCGGCGCCGCCCGCGCGCCCGCCCCCUGCCCCCCCCCCACCCCUUGCCUGGUGCCUGCCCGGAGGCUGUUUUUCCACUGGCUGGUGCGCACCCUCCAUCCCCCAGGUUCUGCCUCUUCUGGAGUUAAACUUUGCUGAGGACACCACCAGCCCCAGGCCCUGCUGGUCUCUCCCGGGCAGAAGCAAAGAGGGAGGGAGCCCGCCGAGGGCACGGGCCGGCCCACAGCCGCCCGGGAGCUCCGAUGUCCUCGCGCCACUUGGAGAGCCCAGCCCCGAGGAGGCCAAGGCCCCUGGUGCCUGCAGCUGACCCCAGAUGAGGACGCUGAGGUCCAGAGAAAAGUCAUGAAGUGUGCUGAGAGCCAGGACCUACUAAACCAGUCCAGAGCCUGAGGUCUCCAAAAUGAAAAGGUUCUUAUGAGCUCCAGGGAUGCUGCACCAGGCUCACCACUGACUGGAGGCCUCUUCCUCCACCCGACCCCAUACCACAGGGUCAAGUCCAAGUCCCUCAACCAUCAGGACACCUGCUGCAGCUUUUAUACCCAUGGGCUAGACACCCUCCAAAUAGUCCUAGGUCCCCCAGCACAUUAGCAGUACCUGGAAUCCCAAAGGGAAAGCCAGUCAACAGCCCACAGUCCCCAGGGCCACAGGGCCAUUCCUAGUCCCCACCUCAAGGGAAGCUUGUGGGGAUGACAAGAACCUCAUUGUCUGAGGCAGAUAGACCUGAGCUUGAACCUCAGCUCUGCCAUUCACAUGUGAGCCUGGUAAGCACUUACCCCGGCGAAGCCCCCAGCUUCUCUACGUGCACUGGCGCAUCACAGCUCAGGGCAGGAUCCUGACGAUGGGCAACGAGGGGUGUAAAGCGCCUGACACGUAGUAGGAGCUCAGUGAACAGUGGCUACUCUCACUCCACCCAGGCCCUGGGGCUCCCCGAGUCUCCUUCCUCACCAGCCUGGCUACACAAGAUCCCCUCAGUCCCUGUUAUCAGAGGCAAAUACUGAUCAGUCAUCUACUGUCCCACAGGGAACACCAGGGGAUAAAAUGGAGACUGUGCCCUGCCUUCAGGUGCCCAUAGCCUGCACGCUCUCCUAGUCCCACCAGGAACCAUCGUCUCAGUCUCCUCCUGCCUCCACCCUUGCCAUCGGUCCCACAGCUGACCCAUCACCAUGGCAGCCCUGAUUGCAGAGAACUUCCGCUUCCUGUCACUCUUCUUCAAGAGCAAGGAUGUGAUGAUUUUCAACGGGCUGGUGGCACUGGGCACAGUGGGCAGCCAGGAGCUGUUCACUGUGGUGGCUUUCCACUGUCCUUGCUCACCAGCCCGGAACUACCUGUACGGGCUGACAGCCAUCGGGGUGCCCGCCCUGGCCCUCUUCCUCAUCGGCGUCAUCCUCAACAACCACACCUGGAACCUGGUUGCCGAGUGCCAGUACCGGAGGACCAAGAACUGCUCGGCUGCCCCCAACUUCCUCCUCCUAAGCUCCAUCGUGGGCCGUGCGGCCGUGGCCCCCGUCACCUGGUCUGUCAUCUCUCUGCUGCGCGGUGAGGCCUACGUCUGUGCUCUCAGCGAGUUCGUGGACCCCUCUUCACUCACAGCCGGGAAAGACAGCUUCCCGCUGGCCCAGGCCACAGAAAUCCUGGCCAAGUUCCCAUGUGGGGAGGGUCCUGCCAACCUGUCAGGCUUCCGGGAGGAGGUCAGCCGCAGGCUCAAGUAUGAGUCCCAGCUCUUCGGGUGGCUGCUCAUCGGCGUGGUGGCCAUCCUGGUGUUCCUGACCAAGUGCCUCAAGCACUGCUGCUCACCACUCAGCUACCGCCAGGAGGCCUACUGGGCGCAGUACCGGGCCAACGAGGACCAGCUCUUCCAGCGCACGGCCGAGGUGCACUCGCGGGUGCUGGCCGCCAACAACGUGCGCCGCUUCUUCGGCUUUGUGGCGCUCAACAAGGAUGACGAGGAGCUGGUUGCCAAGUUCCCUGUGGAAGGCACACAGCCGCGGCCACAGUGGAACGCCAUCACUGGCGUCUAUCUGUACCGUGAGAACCAGGGCCUCCCACUCUACAGCCGCCUGCACAAGUGGGCCCAGGGUCUGGUGGGCAACGGCACGGCACCCGACAACACAGAGAUGGUCCUGCUCGCCUCCUGAGGGUCCUCUUUCCAUACUCUUUGCCAGUGACACUACUUGGUCCCAAACUAAGCCCCAGUGCUUGCUCACAUCAGCAUGAGUGGACUUCUUCUUUUCUUUUUUUUUUUUUUUGGCCACGUUUGGCUUGUGGGAUCUUAGUUCCCCUACCAUGGACUGAACCCGCCCCCUCAGCAGUGAAAGCAGAGUCCCAACUACUGGAGAGCCAGGGAAUUCCCCAGAGCGGAUUUUUUUUAACCAUAGCUUUUGGGGGAAACAGGCAGAAAAAAGGAACACAAAGUAAAACUGGGGUGCAGAUGUGAGAGCUAGUAGACAAUGCGGUCGGCUCUGGCAGGAAGGCUCUCAGACCUGAAGAAGUUCCCUCUCCUGUUGCCACCAGCCAGCUGGUCAACAGCUUUGGAGAAAAGACCCUUUCCCAGAACUGGUCCUUAAUUAACUAUGACGUGGAUGACCUUUGACUGGUGGGACCCAGUCCCACCAGCCUGAGAACUCAGUCCCACCAGUCUGGGAAGCCCUGGCAAGCAGAGCCAGGUGACAGUGAAACUCACCAGCAGGCUCCUUGUGCAGAACACUGUGCAGUUCACUUGUGUGUAACUUCAUAUGGACACCUGGCUCAGUGCUGCUCAGCUGGGAAGCAGCCCUCCAAUG
Messenger RNA from Hippopotamus amphibius kiboko, 2782 nucleotides. RefSeq names its product calcium homeostasis modulator family member 2 (gene CALHM2). NCBI's taxonomy places the organism in Eukaryota, Metazoa, Chordata, Mammalia, Artiodactyla, Hippopotamidae. Bases 1166 to 2137 code for a protein of 323 amino acids. The record is from RefSeq and is a predicted model, not a curated record. The transcript is spliced from 3 exons. Gene Ontology annotation, molecular function: monoatomic cation channel activity.